AUGUUCACUCCUGCUGUUAAAGCCUUUACUCCCGAGGACAUCUACAUCGGCUCCCUAGAAGGUUACCUGGAAGGACUCAAUGCCGGUGUCACUUCAUAUGUGGAACAUGCUCACAACAACUGGGACGGUGCCGUGGUGAAGCCGGGUUAUCAAGCCGCUGUUGAUAGCAAAACCAGAGUCUGGUGGUGUUACGAUAUUGCUUCACGGCCCGACUUCCCAGUGGAAGAGCAGUGGGGGAUAAUCAGCGAGAUAGCCGCCAAAAUCAGUCUAGCAAAAGCCACUGAAGCGGCUACGGAAAGAGUCUGUCUCGGAUUAUCACUUGAUGGUCUCUCUGGUAGCUCAUUCGGCGACGCCAUCCAGGAAAUAGGUGUAAAGGCGAAGCAGCUCGGUGUCCAAGCCUUUACUAUGCACCAUAUGGGAGGCCCCUGGCCGCAAGGCAAUAGCUCGGCGGCAAAUAUGGGGAAGCAAGGCUUACCAGAUGCUGGAAUCCCUAUAAUCUUCUCCCAUGCUCCAUUUCUGACUGAUGAAGAUAUGAGCGCGCUCCGAGAGCACGACAUGUUCGUCUCGAUUACACCGGAAUCAGAAUGUCACUUCGGUCACGGACAGGUCACCGGGAAGCUGAUAUCUGACCAUGCUUCUCUUGGCUUUGACACAAGUUGGACCUUCUCCGGGGACAUGAUCGGCCAAGCACGGUUGUGGCUACAGACAGUCCGCAACAACAGUUACACGAAGACCUUGGUGGAGAAGGAGAAGCUCCCUAACAUGAAUCCCAUGACAGUCGAACAGGCCUUUUUGUUAGCCACUCGUCAGGGUGCGAGAGCGCUGAAGCGUGACGACAUCGGUGUUCUGCAAGUCGGGGCCAAGGCAGACCUGGUCGUCUUCUACGGAGACUCCCCAAAUAUGCUCGGCUGGAGCGAUCCUGUCGCGGCUGUGAUAUUGCAUGCUAAUCCAGGGGACGUGCAGCACGUUCUCGUCAGCGGAGAGUUCCGCAAGCGAGACUUUGAGCUAGUAGUAGACGUGCCUGGGGGCUGGUCUGGCGUGCGAGAUCGAUUCGUAGAGGCAGCGCAGCGGAUUCAGGUACAGGUGAAAACGCCUCCCUCGCUCCCGGGCAAGUUAUGGGGCAUCGGUGAAUUGGGAGAUGUCGAGAUCUCAACCACAGCUCGAAUCAUUGACGGCUAG
Molecule: messenger RNA, 1179 nt
Organism: Diaporthe amygdali
Lineage: Eukaryota; Fungi; Ascomycota; Sordariomycetes; Diaporthales; Diaporthaceae
Exons: 2
Coding region: 1-1179 (392 amino acids)
Cellular component (GO): cytosol
Molecular function (GO): deaminase activity
Source: RefSeq, a predicted model, not a curated record